Thamnophis sirtalis is the source of this 1042-nucleotide messenger RNA. The record is from RefSeq and is a predicted model, not a curated record. Lineage: Eukaryota; Metazoa; Chordata; Lepidosauria; Squamata; Natricidae.
GGUGCAUUAACAUUCCUGAUGUUGAGAACUGAAUUGCAUUUUGAAGGGCCUGGCCUAAUCUGUCAAAGGACUCCUGCUCUCCCUUCACCACAUGAUGCGUCUAUCCCCAACUGGGAGAGGGGGAUGAAAAUCUCAGCUUUAGUGGACUCGGAGUGCACCUGCUUUUGAUCAACCCAACCCUGUCUUAGAAGACCUGAAACAAAUUGUUGUUCCCAAUUAUGGAACAGUCCCUGGCCAGCAAGCUCUUCAUAUGCCUGAAUUGGUAGAGUUUGAUCUGAAUCCUGACUCUCUGUACUUCAAUGAUGGCCAAAGAAAAGUUGACUAUGUCUUAGUAUAUGAAGAUGAAAGUAAAAGGGAAAGUCAAAAUACUUUUCAUAAAAAGCAAAAGGUCAUGGAUGAAAAGCUGAUCUUUGUAAAGGUGCAUGCUCCUUGGGAAGUGCUGUGUAGCUAUGCUGAAAUUAUGCACAUCAAAUUGCCUUUGCAACCUGAUGAUACAAAAACCCAUGACUCAGCACUUACAUGGAUUAGCAGGUUCUUCAAUGUAGAUGAAAAUGUCAUCAACCCAGAACAGGAUUUUUUUACUGCUGCAUUUGAAAAUGAACGUAUUUCACACUUUUAUAUUCAGGACAAGGACUCUUUCUUCAAUUCAGCAACUAGGAGCCGAAUAGUUUACUUUAUUCUUUGUCGAGGAGAAUAUGCUAUAAAAGAUAAUGUGAAAAAGUUUGGUAUCAAUAGACUUCUGGACUCUGGAAUCUACAAGGCUGCUUUUCCACUCCAUGAUCCGCCAUCACUCCAGUCCUAUCCAAAUGACAGGAUAGAUCUUCAUCAGUUUAGUGGGUCUAUCCACUGGAGGUUUGCCUUACCACCCCAAUGUCUUCAGAGUUUCCCCAUGAAUUUGCCGAUCCCAUCAGGUUCCGCAGAACUCAAAAGUGAGCCCAAACAAAGAAAUUUGGGUUUCAGGUUACGGGAGCUGCCAUUCCUCAACCCCAACAUGAUGACGUCACCGCAGGAAGCUCUGUUUGUAUUCUAUUUGCUGACUUAA